This is a messenger RNA of Colletotrichum costaricense, 1056 nucleotides long. RefSeq lists its product as uncharacterized. Gene Ontology annotation, molecular function: ribokinase activity. The transcript is spliced from 3 exons. Lineage: Eukaryota; Fungi; Ascomycota; Sordariomycetes; Glomerellales; Glomerellaceae. Gene Ontology annotation, biological process: D-ribose metabolic process. The coding region runs from base 1 to 1056 and encodes 351 amino acids. The record is from RefSeq and is a predicted model, not a curated record.
AUGGGGAGACAUCAACACCGUGAUGGACAGAAUUACAGGAUUGGACCCGAGAUGAAGACCAUCGCAGUUAUUGGGGCGCUGGGCGUUGAUCACAUCAUGAUCGUACCCCGGUUUCCAAAGACAGGAGAGAGCAUUAGAGCAAGUCAUUCCGAGAAAGCCUUGAGCGGAAAGGGUGCAAACACAGCGCUCUCGACAUACCGCUCCUGCCACCACAAGGCAUCGCUAGGCAGGGGCGAUGGUGCCAUUCGAGUUAAGAUGAUUGGCAAGGCUAGUAAGGAUCACUACGGAGAGGGGCUUAAGAAGAGGCUACUCGAGAACGAUAUCGAUGUCUCUGGCCUUAAAGAGGUGCCAAGCUUAUCAUCCAGCAAACGCGUCGUCAUGAUCAAUGAAGAAACCCACGAUAGUCGGUGUGUGUUUAGCCCGGGGACAACAGCGGCCUGGAAGAAGGAGGAUUUCAGCUACCCUGAGCAAUUUGGAGGCGAAGAAUGGCCGAACUUGAUCGUAGCGCAGAUGGAAAUCGAUAAGGAGGUCGUUGAGACGAUGAUUGAAACUGCUGGUCACGCUGGUAUCCCAUUCUGCUUGAAUGCCGCGCCAGCGAGCCCGAUCAACCCCGAACUUUAUAGGUUCAUCACGCAUCUCGUGGUCAACGAGUUCGAGGCUGCGAUAAUGUCCGGCCGUAUGCCGGAUAAUGUGACGGAGAGCACCUGGCCAAGUAUUGCCCAGGACUUCCUGAACGUUGGGGUCGAGAACGUGGUUAUCACAUUGGGUGCAAAAGGUGCCUUCUACGCCGAUAAAAAGGUCUCCGGGCACUGUGCUGGAUAUCCCGUCUCCGUCGUGAAUACAACCGGAGCAGGCGACACCUUUACAGGUGCGUAUGCGGCCGACUAUGUGCGUCAGAUAUCCAGUGCAUCUGGAGAAUGGGAUAUUGAGAGUGCCGUCGUUCGCGCGAACAAAGCUGCUGCUAUCUCUGUUGGGAGGAUGGGCGCUCAGGGGCACAUUCCUUGGGCGGAUGAAAUUGAUCAGUUUGACAUAAUGGCAGAGAUGACUUUUGAUUAA